Marchantia polymorpha subsp. ruderalis is the source of this 2425-nucleotide messenger RNA. Lineage: Eukaryota; Viridiplantae; Streptophyta; Marchantiopsida; Marchantiales; Marchantiaceae. The record is from the annotation of a GenBank genome assembly.
GAGCACCAGUCGAGCCGAUUUGAUGGUGGCGGUGAAGGAGCGUGUUGCCUGAAGUGCUCCUUUCUUCGCAAGUCGAACAGACUAUUGAUUUAGUAAGCCAGGCAACUGGUGGCUCAGAGCCGCGCUACGUAAUACAAAUAGAAAUGAUAAGAAAAGAAAACCCGACAGACACGAGGCUCAAACUGCUGAAGAUUCGGAAUCAUGCCAUGCCAACCAAAUCUCCCGUGCCGUGCCGACCUCGGGGCUGUCCUCUCCUUCUCUGCACGUGCACGUGCUUCCUUGCUACCUGCCCGAGGCCGGGGCUUUGUACGCUCUUGCCGAGGGCGACUAUAAGUUUGCUCCGAUCCUGGUAACGGUUUGUCGUCCAGAGCUCGUUGUCGUCUCGUCAUUUGAAUUUUUGCUGUCCAGAAAAGACUCGCAGAAAGUCACUUCUGUGCUUGCUUCAGCAUCUGAGUCGUUCUCUCUUCUCUUCCCUUCUCUUCUCUUCUUCGUUGAGGUUCUGGAUCGUACAAUUCGUCAAGAUUGUUCUGGAGCGUGGGUUGCGAGCAUCAAGGCCGUCGUGCGAAGAAGACCUCUGACAAAACCGCAGCUGCAGUUGAGCUCCGAGCAAUUGAUGCGCAUUGUUGCGUCGGAAUCCUUGUUCUUCUGGUUCGAGGUCUAGCUUACAGGAACAGACCUGUAGUUCAUCUGGCGAGGAACCAAUCAAGCAGCGUGUGUGGCCUGAUCGCGGACCUCUUGGCGGAAUCGUAGGAAUGUUCUCACAAAGCUCUGCGUUCGUGUUAGAACCAGAAAAUCAAUCAGCCAGAAAGAGAGCAGGAAUUCCCCCACACUGUCACGAAAAGCUCUGACCAGAACUCUGGGAUUCGGGGUAGAUGAGCAGCAGCAAAGGAGAAAGUUUGACACUUAGAAUUGGGUUACUCACUGCUGCAAAUUGGGGUCUGCAGUCGCUCGACUCAUGAGCAGGUGUGCCCGUCGUUGAGUGGACCAGGGGAAAGCGCGAAAUCGAAGUGGCCCUCAGUUCAUACGGUUGAGAUUGUAAUCGUGCGCUAGGAAUGGCAUCUGCAGCACUCCCGCGAGUCGUUUCCUUUACAAGAGAGUUUGCCACGGCGUACCUCCGCGAUCUCACAGGAAGGGGGAAUACAAGUUCGAGCAGCCUGUCGAUGAGCAGGAGCAGGAGCAGGGGCAGCAACGCCAAUGUCUCGAAUGACUGUCGUUUAAGAGGAUUUUCUGCUCUACAAAUUCAAGGAGGAAUCAGGCGAAACCGAGCAGUUGUGAGUAUGUGCGUGGGAAUGUCCGGAGACGAUUCUUUCUUCAAGUCCAGCGUGGUGCAAAAUGAGAUUGGACGUCUCCAGGCCGAUUACAAAAAUCUCCUUCAAAUCGGAAGGAAGUAUGGGCAGUUCGACAGAGAAGGAAAGAAAUAUUACAUCGAAGAAAUGAGGACUCUGAUUGAGAGAUGGCAGAUCUUCUACAAGAGAAUGGAGCUGUCAGAUGACUUCACCGCGAAACUCUGCGCCAAACAACUGAAAACCUCGGGUGGGCCGUUGGGCUUGAGCAACGUGGAGCUGGUCACGGCUCUGUACGUGGCUCUGGAUGACAUGCACCGCGAUGCCGACGAGGGCUUGUGAAAUCCUUCGCAACGUCAUCGAUCAUGCGACAUGUACAGCAGACCGACAUAUCACAACUGUGUACAGCUCGAAUGAGGCCAUUGGAACCAAGAAGGUUCCAGACUCUGUAACUCCAAACGCUGUUAAAUCAGAUUACCUUGUCAGUGAGAGAAAGGCGACGUAGAGAGAGGGAGAGAUGAGUCUCAAAUGCGAUCCCACUUCUUCUCUCGUGUAAAUAUGCCAUGUCUUUCCCUUUACCAAGUACAGCGAGUCUGAACCUAUUGUUGCUGGUAAAAUCAACGUGGAGGUAAGGUUGAAUUAACUUAGAGUCAUGAAGCUCUAGGCUACCGGGAGUGAACUUAGGCACUUAACCGACUACCAUUUAGAUAAUUGUUUCUCCCCCGACGAUAGAUGAACUGUAUUGUAACUCUUUAGCCGCCGAUGCCAAGUACAAGGUUAGCCGAUAAUUUUUACUUCUUGGCCUGCCGUGGAUUUUGAAGAUGAAAUUUUCCAAUCCGAUGUGCUGACAUUAGCUUCAACAAUUUUGGUGGCAAAUUUUGCGGCCUACUGCUAGUCCAGUUCAUAGCCAAGCAGUCAGGAGAGGUCGUUCAGUCGCGCUUAACUUGCUAUCAACUACAGCAGAAUAAUCAAUCAGCUGACUACUCCCACGAAAGGCCAACAGUUUGGUUGGACUAUUCAAUGGGUCUGUUGUCCUCCAUCCAAUUCCGAGUUUAAUGUUAAAGGGAUCAUUUUUCAGUUGUGAGCAAGUCUCACACGAGAUGUUUAAACUUCAAUAUGGAAUUCACAGACAUUUUCUUCAC